Sphaeramia orbicularis (orbiculate cardinalfish) is the source of this 1078-nucleotide messenger RNA. RefSeq lists its product as uncharacterized. Lineage: Eukaryota; Metazoa; Chordata; Actinopteri; Kurtiformes; Apogonidae. The record is from RefSeq and is a predicted model, not a curated record. Gene Ontology annotation, molecular function: DNA binding. The coding region runs from base 344 to 1048 and encodes 234 amino acids. The transcript has 7 exons.
GUGGCGCGGCGCUAAAGGUCCGCCGGUUCCUCCGUGGACUGCGACGAUUGGGCAGAAAAACGAGUUUGGCAAUUUUGUAGUGAAAAUGUAAAUAGACAGGUGGCGUGGAGCAGUGAGUGGGUUAUGGAAAUGAAACAGAAGUGAAACCGACUUAAGUCUGCGGGUGCUCACGCGCACAUCCGCACAAAAUGUUCGGCGCAAAGUUGGACUGAGCCGCAUUUCCACUGUGGGAGCUUUUAUUAUCACAGUUAAAAAUCACCCGUGACUCUCCCCACUGUCGCUGACACCACCUGCCACAUCCACCUGACGCGCGUGUCCGUCCACAGGUGCCAGUCGCGCGGCCAUGCCUCGGCUCACGCCCGCGGCGGCUCUGCAGCUCGUGCUCCUGUUGUCCGCCUUACCCGCGCAGUACCUGAUCUGCAGGUGGAGCGGAUCCACGCCACUGCAGAGACUCCGCGCGACCUCACGGUUAAUCCAAAUGUGGACCGAGUGGCGGUCUUCGUACCUGAACGCCGCGGCCUGGAUGGAGUGGACAGACCGGCAGAUCUCCACAGUCAAGGCUUUGAUUGGCUUUGGAGAAGACGAAACGCCUCAAGAGUCACUUGCCAUAGAGUCCAUGCUUUAUGACAACGACCAGGGCUUUUUUGGAGCCUCCAAGGCAGUGCGUAGCCCCCGGCCCCCGUUUGUGUUCCUGCGUGUCGGAGAGGUGGUGAUGGAGAGGCGGGGUCAAAUGGUCGGGGUGGUGGUGAGCUGGGACCCUGAACUACGAGCCCCUUCGGAGUGGAUCGACAAAGUGUAUUCCAACUCUGAGGGUCCCAGAGCAGAGAAGACCCCUCAUUAUAAAGUACUGUUCAGUGGUCCUGGAUCCUCCUCACUGUUAAUCGCAUACCUGCCUCAGACACAACUGCAGCGCAUCACUGGGAUGAGGCCGGACAUUCCCAUGUUGGAGAACUACUUUACACACUUUGAUGGGACGCGGUUCGUCAUGCAGCCUUGGCUCAGAAAGAUCUUCCCUGAGGACGACAAAGAUGACAACAAUGAGGCGUGACUGCUCAGAUGUGUGUGAGCUUUACUGGGA